AUGGCAUUUGCAGGGAUGCUGAGCGACGAGGACAUCAGGGCUGCGGUCCAGGCUUGUCAAAGUGAGUCACACACACAUGCAUGCAGCGGGGGGGACAUGCACACACACUUAACAAGCACCUUAUCAUUAACACAUUCUUUCGAGUAAGCAGUUUUGCAUUCAUUCACAUAUCACAGAAAGGAAGCGAGAGAGAAGGAGUCAUUGUCGAACCCACCCCCACUCCUACUCCCACUCCCACAGGGGAUACCCUGUGUGAUGUGUUGUUUACAGUGGGGACGAGAAGCUUGCAGGUAACCAGGCAGCGCUGUGGCAGGAGAGCUGUUACCGCCCAGAUACCACAGUGUUUAUGCUGAGCAUUCACACAGAGAAGCCCAAAUCACACACCAGCUCUCACAUCCCAGAGCUCUUAAUCAUUUAUCUCAGCCAAUUACGUCUGCAUGAAGAGGCAAACGCGGCUCCAACGGAAACCAAAUGUCAGUGCUUAUAUGCCCUUUAUUCAGGAACUUUUAGAGAAUAUAACAUGCUAACUUUGACAUUUGUGUUACUUUUUUUUCUUUUUGCACGUCUUCGAUAAAGACGGCAGCACAUUUGUGAUUUGUUCAAAGCAGUGAUGAAGUAAAGAGAGCAGACAAAUCCCCUGAGGGUGUGAGACGCAUCUUUUUAAGGAUUCUCUCUCUCUCUCUUCUCUUCCACAGUUUUAUUUAUGUUUAACUUAGAAAGUUAAUCUCACGAUUUAUCAUGUUGUACUUCAAAGAGUUAUUCAGGAUGUCUUUUUUAAACUGCGGGCGGAGAAAUCCUCCCUAACCAGAUUUUUUUCCACUUUGCAUGGCUUGGAAAAAUAAAAGGCUUUUAACAUUUAGUUUGCUUUAGAGCCAUAGGCAAUACUCAGUGUGCUCUGAGUGUUUCAAUGGCAUAAUGACGUCCCCUAUAAUGGUCAAAGACAGUGAUGUGCUACAGGGUGUGUAUUGGUAAAUGUCACCGGUAGAAGAAUGAAAGUCAUCUGAGCGAAUGAGUCAACGCGACAGCUCUUUUCAGCCCCUCACCACUCCGGCUCUCUUGUCAUUCUGUGAUGGACCUCUCACUCCUGCAUCUGUCCUCUCUGUCUCCUCACCCUCUACAUCUCGCUUUCUCUCCCUCUCUUCUCCUCCGUAGCUCCAGGCACAUUCGACUACAAGUCAUUCUUGGCACAAGUGGGUCUGACCGGCACGUCUGAGGCUGAUGGGAAAAAAGUGUUUACAGUUCUGGACCAAGACAGGAGUGGAUACAUUGAAGAGGAGGAGUUAAAGUAAGAAAAGGGUGUGUGAGUGAAUGUGUGUGUGCAUCUGUGCCCUCAGGCUGAGGUCACUGUAUGAAUGGAGCAGCAUUUCCACUGUGAAUGAAUUCACUCAGACAUAGAAGGGGGGUCUGGUGAGUGAGUGAGUGAGUGACAGAGAAAGGCCCUAAAGGAAGGUGAAAAAUGCCAUCAGAGGAGAUAAAGUCCACGCUGACACUCGCCUGAACUUAUCGCUGAUAUUUUUUCUGCGCCCAUCAGGCUCUUCCUGCAGAACUUCUCCCCCGGGGCGAGGGAGCUGACCGUGGCUGAGACAAAGGCUCUGAUGGCUGCGGGAGAUAAAGACGGGGACGGCAAGAUCGGGAUGGAAGGUGCGUGUAAAACAUCUGGAAGAGCCGCAUGCAGAUGAGAAUGAGAACGAGAGCGGUUGGAACAGGGGGAGCUGUCCAUGACUCAGUGCUGAAAUUGCACUCGAAUAAAAAAAUCACAUGCACUCAAAUAGAUAAUGAAAUAUGCUGCAGCUUUUCAGUAAUCUUUUGUGCUCUCUGACUAAAACCGCUGUUUCUCUCUCUCUCUCUCUCUUCCACAGAGUUCUGCGACAUCCUAAAAUAAAGAGAUUAAAUAUUUAUGACCUCGGCCGUCUCUCCCCGUUUUGGGUCUCUUAUGGGAAUCCAGACUUUCCAGAUUGUUUGAUGCAAAGACCAGAAACCUCAGAUAUUCUGUACCUGCCUGCUGCUCUCCCUGUUGAUGUGAUUUAAUAAAAGUGUAAGAUGUUUGGUGGACGGACGGCUAAAGAUGGAUUAUUGUUGUGUGUAUGCGUGUGUGUGUUGAAUCAAUCAGGUACCUAGAACGGAUUAAAAUAAACUGAUUGAAGAUGUGAAACCUCUUUGUGUCUGACUCUUUUCUUCUGUUUUCUUUCACACAUCAAAUCUAAAACUACUGAAGUGACAUGAAAGACCUUCAGUGCUGCAUAUGAAUCCUCAGACUCUUGAGAUGUUUGUUAAAGUGUGAUCCACAAAUGAUGAAAUCCACUGCAUUGUAAAAUAUCAUACGUGGAGCAUUAAUGAUCUCCAGGAUCCUAGAGAUAGAUAGAUAGAUAGAUAGAUAGAUAGAUAGAUAGAUAGAUAGAUAGAUAGAUAGAUAGAUAGAUAGAUAGAUAGAUAGAUAGAUAGAUAGAUAGAUAGAUAGAUAGAUAGAUAGAUAGAUAGAUAGAUAGAUAGAUAGAUAGAUAGAUAGAUAGAUAGAUAGAUAGAUAGAUAGAUAGAUAGAUAGAUAGAUAGAUAGAUAGAUAGAUAGAUAGAUAGAUAGACUUUAUUGAUCCCAAACUGGGAAAUUCACAAAAUCCUCCACUUUCAUAUAAUCAUAAUAAAAGUGUUUUAUGGUUUGUUUUUAGUUAUUUGUUUCUAUGUUUUUAAAUUAGUUUUUAAAACAUUGAAACUAUGUUUUACUUUUUAAUAUCUGCUUUUAUUUUAUCCAUUGUUUUAAUUGUUUUUUGAUUGUUUUUAUGUCUGCUUUGUUUUGUCUAUGUUUGUUUAUGUACCACACUUUGCUUUACAAGUGCUUUACAAAUAAAGUUGAGUUGAGUUGAGUAAUCAGAAUAUGAUGUUGAGGUAUUUUAACAGUUUGAAGCUGCAUUUAGAUUCAUCAUGGGGGCAUAUGUGGAUAUUUUGUUCAUGUUUUGACACAUCUGGACACAUUAUAUGAUACGGUGGAGAUUUUGCACUUGAUUUGUCCCAGUAUAAGGCUUAUAAAUAUACUUUAGGUAUGAUCUAGAGAACUGUAAACAAAAGUCUAAAGGGUUUAGAAAUUAAUCCGUGGAUCCUUUGGCAAGAAAUAUAAGAGAAUACAGAAUAUAGUUUAGGAUGAAAAUGUGGGACUCAUCAAAGUCCUGCAAACAUAAAUAAUCAUGCAUCAGUCAUAUACUCUGAAAAGAAAAGACUUAUAAUAAAGACUAAGAAAUUCUGGUUUACUGCUAUGAGUAACUCCAAGUAUUUUAACUUAUGGUAAAUAUGAUCAUAAGUGACAAAUUCUUCAGAUUAUUUUCACCCAUCAUGAAGAAAAUUGUUUUCUCCUUCAAAUUAAAACAGAUGUUUUCUCUCUUUACUGUUGGAACUCCACUCUCAGGUCUAAGCACUCUUGGGUUCUUCCCAAAAUUCCCGACAUUCUCUUUGCAGGACUAGUACUGCCUUCUACUGGACGGUUUCCAAAUUCCUGCCAGACCAGGAGGAGCCAUAAACCGGAGCAGGUUUUAAGUGGUCAUUUCAUAUCUUUAAACGUCCCAAACGGUGUUAAAGUUCACUGAGAACAUUUCACACUGAGGUUAUGGAUGAAAUAAAGUUCUAAUAAAGACAUCAAGUCGAUGUUUAAAGGUUCCCAAUCGAUUCUUGUUCAGUGGGAGGAUUGCGCAGCGUUUUUACGCAGAGUGCAGACAAUAUAUAGUUUACUCCUUGGCGCAAAUAGACAUAUUGGUGCUGAUCGGUGCAAUUGACAGAGGAGUGGGAUCUAACAGGUGAUUUAAGCCGCAAAAUCUGAUCUCUUGAGGCCGCUGAGUUCGGCUGAAACUCGAGCCUGUGCGCGGAAUUCAGAUCAACCUCAUGGACGGGAACCUAUGGGUUAGGGCCUCGAGUAAAUGUCUACCAUUUGAGGGGGUGAUGGUGCAGCUCCACCCAAAAAAAUGAACCCCAAUAAUUUAUCUAAUAAACACGAGAAAGAACAAGUCAAUAAAGCAGAAGCAGAUACUCCUGUGUGUAAAUAAAAAUACCAGACUGGACAUGAGAGAUGUGGAUGAGUGUGAAGUGUGGAGUGAAGUGGGUCAGUCUAUCACGGAGGAACGUGUCUGUUUACUUUUUAAUGAUAUAACACCAGGAUUGAAGCACAAGUGUCUCUGGGGGGCAGUAAUUGAGCAGCUCUUAAUGAUCCAUUUACAACUAUUAAGAGCUUUGAUAGGCUAUUACCUUUCAGAGUGAUCGGUUACGUUAAAAGCCGUAAAUUAAAGAUUAAGUGAAAGUGAAGAGGUGUUAAAUUUAGCCCCUGCUGCUCAUUAAUGUCUCAUAAGUGUUUCUCACGAACCAGGGCCCCGCUCUAUUCCCACUCUCACACAUUUCGAUCCAUUUCCUCCGUAUUCGCAGAUGAAACUCACAACAUUGGAAUCAGCAUCUUAAAUGUUGGCCGUAAAUCUCCCGGGGGUGCAACAUGCCCUGUGAAGUCAGAGAGCAGCGGACCUCCUCGGGUUUCCACACGUCUAGCUAUAGGCCUUCUGCACACAUGGUAGCAUCCUCAUUUGUUCACCUAAAAAUAGGUCGAGACUAGUAGACACAUUUUUUCGAAACCCAUGCAUCUUGGAGGGCUACCUGAUACCGAGACUCAAAGCUCUGUAAAUGGUGUUGCCGGCGGAUAUAUAAGGGAGAGGGAAAGUGGUUUGGGGCAUUCGCUCGAAUCCGCCUUGGUUUUCACUCGCCUCAACGCAGCGCAGAGGUGAGUGAGGAAGGGGAGUCUUCUCUCCGCAAAGGGGGCCAACACUGACUUCUGGGAUUCACACACACAAGGAGGUUCUCGUGGACUAUAACUGUAGAAAGAGAGGGAGAGAGAAAUGGGAGCCAGCGUGGACGAUCCAACAGGACAGGAUGCAAUGAGUGCCAAAAUGUGGCCUCUUGAUUUCUAAGGAUUUGCGGAUGAUGAAUGCGUCUAUUUCCGGAUGAUUGAAUGAAAAUCACAGCCAAAAGCGAUCUAUCGAGGCGUUUGACAUCACUGCAGCUCUUCUGGUGGCUGAUUUGGGAGCAUCCUCAGUGUAGUGGAUACAGAGUCAGGCCUGUGUGUGAUCAGGCAGAGAGAUAGAUGACAGAAAAAGAAACUAAGAAUUAUCAGUUUAGUCCUGAUGAGAAAACACAAAGGGUUAAAAGAGAGGCUGAAGUUUCUGUGUUUUAAGAUGAUUUUAGUGUCUCAACUGAAGUCAGUGUUUGGGUGCAUGAUUUUACGCUUAAACUGGACACACUGCAUUAUAGCUGCACUGUUUUUGUGUUUAAAAAGGAUUUGCAUUUGUAAUUUUAGCGGUUAAAUGAUAUAUUCUGGAUUGGUGAUGUUCUAACCCUGCGCCUAACUGUCCUCCUCUUCCUCCCUCAGAGAUAAAAAAUGGCCUUCGCUGGUGUCCUCAAGGAAGCUGAGAUCAAAGCAGCUCUGGAUGGCUGCGCAGGUGAGCUCAUUACCUCCAUUUGCAGCCAUUACAAACAUUAAAAACACAAAUGCACCACACACUUUUUUAAAACAAUCACCUAGUUUCUAGAGAACAUGGAUCACCCACUUUAUGGUGGUGGACGGCUCCUCUCUCUUCGCUGCAGGACAGAAAGAUUCAGAAGAUCUUUUGUACCAACACCCAUAGUAGAUGAUUUUUAGAGACACGACAAAUGAGACGACAGACAAUUGAAUUUAGCUACAAACACCUCCAAACUCUCACUCUGAGUGUGCCAUCACAUCUCAUCCUCCUGUGUUGUUGUCGUUGUUUUUCUCACGGUGUUUUAAAAAUCUGCGUUCCAGCUGCUGACUCCUUCGACUACAAGAAGUUCUUCAAGGGAUGUGGUCUGGCUGGCAAGUCCUCCGAUGAUGUCAAGAAGGCCUUCGCCAUCAUUGACCAGGACAACAGCGGCUUCAUUGAGGAGGAUGAGCUGAAGUAAGAGCACUCGAGGAAAUCGCACUUAGAUAGAAAGCAACACCCCGAAAAUAUACAUCUGAUCUAAUAUUACUGCACUAGGUUUCAGAUGAUACAAACAUAAGAGAGUAUUUUCCUCUUUGUUUUGAAAGUCUGAUUGAAUCUGGGGGUCAAAGUUCAUAGUUUGAGGCCAGAAACAACUAAAGAACGAUAUUAUAAAGGUUCUGGAUGUUGAAACCCCCCAAAAGACAAACUAAUUACCACUCAAAUUCUCGAAAUGCUUCUCUUUCUGCACGGAGAUUUACAACAUGCCAUCUGAUUAAGUGUGAGAUGUUCGUACAUUAAACUUCUCCUGCUCUUCUGUCCACCUGCCAGGCUGUUCCUGCAGAACUUCUCUGCCAGUGCCAGAGCACUGACUGACAAGGAGACCAAGGCUUUCCUCGCCGCUGGUGACAGUGACGGUGACGGCAAGAUCGGAGUCGAUGGUGAGAAUCACACGCCUUUAAACACGCGCAUACACAUGUUCUUGGGUCUAAUUAGUCCCCGGGUUUGAGUUUCUCCUCACUAACGGCGGUCUCGUUCUGCUUUCACAGAGUUUGCUGCCCUUGUUAAGGCAUAA
Messenger RNA from Xyrichtys novacula (pearly razorfish), 6531 nucleotides. NCBI's taxonomy places the organism in Eukaryota, Metazoa, Chordata, Actinopteri, Labriformes, Labridae. The record is from the annotation of a GenBank genome assembly.